AUGUUUCGUCGACCGGAAGAUGUGGGGCUUAAGCGGACGCGAUUGACCGACUCCAGGCCGCUGCGUCAUCUUCUCGUGACGGGUGGCCUUGGGUUUAUUGGGAGCAACUUCAUCAACCACUUCAUGCGGGCACAGACGGAGGUGCACGUGUACAAUUUUGACAAGGUGGACUACUGCAGCAGCUUCAAGUCCAUUGAGGACCCGUGUAAUCCCCGCUAUCACUUUAUUCGCGGGAACCUUACCAACGCGGAUCUGCUGAUACAUGUACUCCGACAGUACGACAUUGACACCAUCAUUAACUUUGCGGCGCAGAGCCACGUCGACAACAGCUUUGGUAAUAGCCUUUCCUUUACGUACAAUAACGUCUUAGGAACGCAUGUGCUGCUUGAGUGUGCGCGGACAUAUGGCAAGAUUGAGAAGUUUAUUCACGUCAGCACAGAUGAGGUGUACGGACAGGUCACAGACUCCAAAAAGGAGGAGGGCACACUAAAUCCAACAAAUCCGUACGCUGCGACAAAGGCGGCGGUGGAGUACAUCGUUAAGUCGUACCAUAUAUCGUUUGGGCUACCUUGCAUUAUCACCCGGGGAAAUAACGUGUACGGGCCGUAUCAGUAUCCAGAGAAGGUUAUACCUCGAUUUAUUAUGCUUAUGAAUGCGGGGAAGAAAUUGACUAUUCAAGGCAAUGGUAGCAAUAAACGUGCGUUUAUACACGCAAGUGAUGUGGUGCGGGCGUUUAUUAUAAUUCUUAACCAUGGACUCAUUGGCGACGUGUACAACAUCGGAUCUCAUGACGAGAAGAGUGUCUUGGAGCUCGCCCGCAUGACUGUCAAGUAUAUGGGACCGCACGUGUGUGAAGGGACACAGCAGCCACCGGACCCCACAGAAGAGGAGCUGUCCAAGCACCUUGUGUUUGUGAAGGACCGUGACUUUAACGACGAGCGCUACAACAUCAGCAACGAAAAGCUGCAGGAGUUGGGCUGGCGGCAGGAGGUGGAGUUCGAGCAGGGGUAUAGAGCGACGGUGGCGUGGUACAAGGAGGCAUUUGCCCAGAACUUCUGGGAAAACCUGCGCUGGGACAUCCCGGAUGCCUGCGCACCGCACAGUGAUGAGUUGGAGCUUUUGUCCUCUUUUUUCUGA
Messenger RNA from Trypanosoma rangeli, 1137 nucleotides. Its product is annotated as putative GDP-mannose 4,6 dehydratase. Gene Ontology annotation, molecular function: dTDP-glucose 4,6-dehydratase activity. The coding region runs from base 1 to 1137 and encodes 378 amino acids. The record is from RefSeq and is a predicted model, not a curated record. The transcript has a single exon. NCBI's taxonomy places the organism in Eukaryota, Euglenozoa, Kinetoplastea, Trypanosomatida, Trypanosomatidae. Gene Ontology annotation, biological process: nucleotide-sugar metabolic process.